AUGGCUGAUAGUAGCUCUACCUCAUUUGACUCGGUUUUUGCUUCUGGCAUUCAAGAUGUGGCGGCUGCACCAGCUGUACUUGGAACAUAUAUAUGCAAUAAAAACGUUGGAUUGCUGUUGACCAAGAGAUACCUAUUCCCUGCUGCAUGCGGCUUGUCAAUGUUUGGAGUCCUUAGGCUCGCAAAACACAUACUCAAAUUGUUUUUACCUCUGGAUAUUGCGGAGAACUUGAGGGUUGAGGUCGAAAAGUUUGACACAAACAUAAUAGACAGAGUGAUGCAUAGAGUCAAUAGACAUACUUGCAAGAACAAAACAAUCUUUUCGUUUGACGCUGCGAUCAUGCUAUCAGAUUCCCCUUCACUCUAUUCAAUGGCUGGUCCCGCUAUGGGCAUAGUUGUUUCCGAUGAUCAAUUUGGAGGUUUGUUUGCCAGACGCAUUGGUUAUACUAUAGAGCUUCUUGCAGCUGCGGGCAUUGCCAUUGGCUACAUAGGUUCAUACUUGGUUGUCCAAAAGAUGAUACCGAUGGAUACGUAUUACUGGCUAGGACUGGAAUUUGGACUGUAUUUCUUGCGCUUGGUAGAAGAAGUGUUCCGUAGGCUAAAGGUUGAAGGCUGUUUCAUUCAAUCUAAAAUAGUGGAUACGUACUAUCAAGCAAAGUGCUCUUUCCAUGAUGUAUAUAUCGAAGAUAUUAACGGUAUUAGUGCAUUUGCCUCCCUCGAUUCCUUGUAUGCUGUACUUUGGUCAAAACCAAUGUACUAUAUAAUGCGGAAUGACCAGUUGCGUUAUGUAGAUAGAUUUCUUGUGGCUUCUGAACGAGAGCAGAUAAGUGAUGAAGAUCAAGAGAAAUUGAGAACAAAAGAAGAAGAUAUGCAUGUAUGGAUAGACACCGUUAAUUCAUACGACAAGCAGCUCAACAUUAGUUCACCUUUGGUCAAUGGUGUUUAUGUGACCAAUAGGACCCUUCCCUGCACAUAUACUCCUGCUAACCCUGCUAAUCUGAAGCUGAAUAUCUACCUGACAAGCACAAGUGUUUCUGGCUUUAAUGAAACAGUCAUUGCUGCUGAUGCUGAUAUCAGCAAUGAUCCUACAAAUACUGUUCCUAUUACUCAAGGUACAACUACUUACUAUCAACACUCUGUGAAUUACCAAAUUCCUCCUACGACCCCUGCUGGACAAUAUCAAGUCAUUUAUCAAAAUGUCAAUACAAACUCAAAUACAAGUAUCCCUAUCAUUAUUCAAUCGGAACCUGUUGUUAACGGAACCUCCUCCGGCACACCUUCAGAAGGCACUCCAUCUUUGGUCAACGCCAUUGUCUGA
Messenger RNA from Rhizopus microsporus ATCC 52813, 1317 nucleotides. RefSeq lists its product as uncharacterized. Lineage: Eukaryota; Fungi; Mucoromycota; Mucoromycetes; Mucorales; Rhizopodaceae. The record is from RefSeq and is a predicted model, not a curated record. The coding region runs from base 1 to 1317 and encodes 438 amino acids. The transcript has 5 exons.